UAUUUGUAGCAUUAAGUUGGGGAUAUAGUGGCGGAAAUGGAAUUUUCCGCGCUGUGCCAUGGCGCGAAAUCGGCCAUGCGUGAGACUUGGGAGGGGGGCGUGGCGAACGUAACUAUAGUAAGGUGAUUUCUUACACGUUUCUCGUCUUGAAAAUCCCAGUAAUUAAUUUUGACACAUAUUAUGAACCUAGAUGGUAUCGAGUCCAGAAUCGAGAAGUAUUGUUGAUGAGUUAAUGAGUUUAGCGGCAAGUAGGUGUAUUGUAACGUUGUAAAUAUGCCUGUUUGGAAAAAGGAGGGAUUGUCAACAUAUGCAGGAUUCUGUAAUCUUUGCCUGCUGGUUUAUUGCCUUUCACUUAUUGUCAAUUUUGUGCUUACAUGUAGGUUGUCCUGAGGUUCAGUUGAUCCAAGAGAAACCUGUGGACUUCUGUCAAAAAUGCAGCAGAUGAUGGAUCAGAGAUACCUUGACACAGAGUGAACUACUCGACUCGACUCUAUUCUACUCUACUCUACUUUACUCUUCUCUACUCUACUCUACUCUACGCUGCGCCAAAAGUAAAAACUUUUGCAGGCACCAUGGCAACAGUCGGGGAUGUGCUUGACUUCUGCGGCCAGCACAAACAGCUAAAGAUGAAAGAGAAGAUGGAGCUGCUCAAGGAAACGUUCUCUUCCAUUGACAGCAAAGCAGAACCAAAACAGCUCUGGAACAGUGUCACACGCGUUGCAGGGAGAAGAAAGAAAUUGUCAAAGGAGAAAAAACACCAGAAACUGAAAUCUCUCUUAAAAGAGACUUUCAAUUCCCCAAAGCAAAACCAAACUCCACAGUCUCGAGCUCCAUGGACACCGAGAAAGAAGAAACUUGCAAAGCAUCUGGAAGAAGCAAGAAAGGCCAACAAACAUUUGAAGAAGAAACUGGGUAGUGCAGAAGAAUGGAAGAACAAUAUGCAGUGUGUGCAAACAGAGCUGGAGACUUUGAUCAGUGAAUAUACAUCUGCUGUGCAAGAAUGCGACAAGAUCACUGAGGACACAGAAGAGAAAAUGAAACUGAUGAACAACAACAAUGGCGAGCUGGAAAAGUACAUCAAGGAAAUAGAGAAUGCUUUUGACUCUCAAUCAAAAAAGUUACAAGACGCAACAGAAAAACUGAGCAAGUGGAAUGUAAGGAACUUCAACAAAAGGGAGAAGUCAAAAAAAAAGAAGAUCUCAAUCUGUGAAGAAAAACUGAAACAUCAAGAUACACUCAUAGCAGAGAUGAUGGCAAGGAUUAAGGACUUAGAAGUCACCAACAAAAAGCUGACUACAGAAAAGGUCCACCUACAGAAGAAAGCCUCAACACUGAAAGCAAAGCUGAAAAUGGAAAGUCCACAAGCUAUCGUGUGUGCUAACACAGAAAAGAUAGACAAACUGGAGCAAGAGAAGCGUGAGCUAGAGGAAGAAAACACCAUGUUAGAAGAUACAGUGAAAGCAAUGAAAACACUUGAAACCAAACAUGACAAGGGAUAUACAAACCAGAUAAGGGAAGUUGUGAUAGAUCUGCUGUCCAAAAAUGUGAGUGUCAAGCAUGUUAGUUCUGUGAUAAGAACAGUUUUGGAGAAACUGGCAAAGAUGAACAUCACAGGACAUUUACCUUCUGAGACUUUGAUCAGAACUUUGGCUGUUGAAGGACGAAUGCUCUCAGUGAUACAGGCAGGCAAAGCCAUGCUGGAGGGUCAUGCAACACUUCACAAUGACGGGUCAACACAGGAGAAAAAGAAAUUCAACACUACAAGUGUGACCACUCCAUCAGGAACCCUGUCACUAGGACUCUACGAGAUGGCCGAGGAGAAUGCACAGGCUGUGUUCGAAGGCAACAAGCAGACGCUGAAGGAGGUAGCGGAAAUUCUGGCAAAAUUUGACAAUACUGACCCAGAAAUGGAACUGACCAAUCUGUUAUCAAUGAUAACAUCAACAAUGUCGGACAGAGGUUCAGUAAUGAAAGCAUUUAACAGUGCUUUUGAAGAGUGGAGGGGGGAGAUAAUCAAGGACACGUCAAGCUCAGUAGAGAAAGUCAAUAACUUUUAUUGUUAUAUGCACGUCCUUAUCAACAUGGCUUCUGUUGCACUUGAUGCAUUAAAAUGUUUUGAUGUGUGCGCCAUUGAAAAGAAAGGCAUGCCAACCAAAAAUGGAAGGGCUGUCACUGAGGAUGCACUGUAUGCAGCUUGUCGCACGUUUCAAAAACAGUGCGAUGAAAGAACGGGGCAAGCGGCGGCUUUCCAGGCUUUCCUGUAUGGGAAGGAGCCAGGUAGAAAGUGCCAGUUUUCCAAAUUAAUCGGGAAUAGAUGCAACAUCCAAUUUGUGAAUGGUGCGGCCUUCUUCUUUCACUUAGAGGACAUGAGGGAGUUCUUAGAAAUCUGGAAAGGUGGUGGUACCCUAAGUAUGUCCCACUCUUGUCUGCAGCAGCACUUAUCCAACAAAGUUGCUAUCGCUGGAUGCAGGGCGCUAGGUAUCCUGGAGAAGAGAGUGACCACGCCAAUGUGGCGAGAAAUCUUAGCUGCUACCAACAUCCUCGAUCUGAACAGACAGUCUCUCACAAUGAGAGCGGAAUUCCUUAGACUAUCAGAGGACUCAUCAGAACUACUUGUGCCUGACAAUAAAACCAUAUUUCCCGGCCGGGAGGUGGUUGAUGAGGAUGAUGUGUGCCAUGCCCUUUUUAAAGAUUCUGAGGAUGCUGAGCUGGAUGCUCUCACCAUCAGUGCCCUGGAGCUGAUCUUCUCGUCCUGGGUGAUUCUGAUAGAAAAACAGCUCACCGACUACUUACCUGGAGGAAUGUAUGAUAAUCCUGAUGAAAACCUGAAACAGAAAUCUAAACAUGUUCCCACAACAAAUGUCACAUGUGAAAGAAGCAUUGGGUACCGAAAUAGGUUACACCAGCUGAAACCAUCUGCAAAGACCUUACACAUCGAAUCACUGCUUCUACUCUCUACAAACCACACAGUAGACUGGCUGGGAAAACUGUCUGAAGAUGACAAAGAACGUGCAUUAGAGACAGCUCGAAAAGCUGCUCCAGGAUGCAUCAAGAAGCAGAAAGAACGAGAACAGGAAAUUCUGAGCCACCGCCUCGAACUGCUGAGGCAGAAACAAGAUGAGAAGGAAAGAAAGAUAAGAAGGGUAUCCCAGGAGAAAUCCAAGAUUUGUGAAGCAGUAAGGCAAGGUGGCGGUGAAUGGAAGACUCCAGAGGAGGUUGAGCAGAGACUCUGUGAGUGUGCAACUGAUUCAAAGAAGAAAGAGAAGAUCCUUGCACAGCUCAGAUUUCACAAAGUUGUUCUGGAGGACCCUCUACCAACAGACAAAAGAUACUUGGUUCAACAACAGAUGACUGUGAAUGGGUCGGUGAAAAAGUUUUCAAUGUCAGAACUAAAGGAAAACUUGCUUGAGCUGAUAGGUAUGAACACUUUAAGAUGCAAUAACAACAAUGAGGAGGAUGAAGAUGAGGACUCAGAUCAGGAAGUUGCACAGGGUACAAAGUACAUGGCUAUGGACAGACGACUAGAACUGAUACAGGCAGAAAAAGCAAAACUGAAGAAGAAGCGAGACAAGCAAAGAGAGAGACUUUAGGAAUUUGUUUGAUUAUAUUUGUUGUAAUAUGGCUUUGAUCAGAAGACUUGAACUGAUAAAGCAAAAGUGAAGAAGCGAGACAAGCAAAGAGAGACAGUAGGAAUUUGUUAAUAUUUGAUAUAAUAUAUAUAGAUACAAUAGUAUUCACAUGUUUCUGCAGAAAAAAAGAUAUGACUUGUAAAAAUUAUGUAAUUAAUAUGCAAAAAAGUAAUUGAUGUUAAUUAUUUAUUUAUGAAGUGGAUGACAAAAAGUUUAAUAAGUAAUCUUGAAGUAAUUAAGUCAAAAACAGUUGAAAACAUAGUAUAAGUGCAUUUUUCUCAAAGCCAUGAAUUGAUUGGAUUAUUAUUUAUUAUAUGCAUUAUUGGUCUAAUUAAUAUGCAAAUAUGCUAAAUGAUUAUACAACAAGAAUUGGUAUGAUAACUUGAACUUGCUGGUCACCCAUGCUGUGUCAGCUGCCAAUUGUAUAAUAUAUGUAUUUUUUUAAAUGUAUCUUCUGUAAUUUAUGAAAGCUGCAGUGAUUAGAAUGCUGAAAUUGGAUUAUUUAUAUUAUUUACCUUAUAAAUAUUGCAAAACACUAAUCAUAUACUAAUUAGAAUACUUAAAAUCAUCUAUUUGUUAGCUAUAUUGUGACAGCUGCCAGUUCCAUUACUCUGUUUAGAGGUGGGCAUAAAGAAAGUGUGUAUGUAGAUGAUGUCUAUCCAAUUUGAUGCUUUUGUCUAAUUAAUAUGCAAAUAUGCAAAUCAGUCAUUACAUAAGAAUUUAAAUACAACUGACACUUUGCUGAUCAUGUAGUGACAGAUGUCUGAGGUAACCUGAGAGAGAAAUGUAGCUUGAAUGUGUAGAGGAUACUUGAAUAUAGUAUGUGAUAUUAACCUAAUUAGUAUGCAGACAUACUAAUUUCAAUAAUUAACAUAAUCAUUUACUAAUUAUAGACUAAGUGUACUGUCUACUUGCUGGAUUUGGUUAGACAGUUGCAUCAACUUGAAUGUCUGUUGGUGUUAAGAAAAUAAAUCUAUGCUAAUGAUGCAUA
This is a messenger RNA of Branchiostoma floridae (Florida lancelet), 4620 nucleotides long. RefSeq lists its product as uncharacterized. The transcript is spliced from 2 exons. Lineage: Eukaryota; Metazoa; Chordata; Leptocardii; Amphioxiformes; Branchiostomatidae. Gene Ontology annotation, molecular function: 3'-5'-RNA exonuclease activity. The record is from RefSeq and is a predicted model, not a curated record. The coding region runs from base 573 to 3590 and encodes 1005 amino acids.